UUCACUGCGUUGCGUUCCCUCGUCCCAUCUGGACCCUGACUACUAUUUGAUCAGCCCGCGCUCCCUCGCCACCGCCUGGUCGUCCGGCAACGUCCCCUCUCCUAGAGCGAAUUAUUAGAUUCCGUCUCUUUGGGGCCAGAGUGGUCCAACCACGGUCCAAACACACCUGCUACUUCACCCCUUUGUUGCCUGCCGCAAUGGACACCACCUUCAUCACCAUCCAUGACCUCUCCGACGAUGCCCACAUCCUGUACUCGUCUGAUUCCAUUGUCGACAUCCUCGGCCACACUCCCGACGAGGUCGUCAACAGGUCCGUAUGGCAAUUUUUUCAUCCAGACGAACUUCCCCUCGCCAAAGCACAGCACAGCCGCGGCGUGAGGCUCGACAAGGCUGCCGUCCUGUCUUACUGCCGCCUGAAGAACCGCCAGGGCGAGUGGGUCGGCUGUGAAUGCUGCUUCUCCGUCGUCUACGAUGUGCUCGUAUGCUGCACCAGCGUCUACCGACAGGGCAUGCAGAGUCAGAAGCGUGCAGUUGAGGCGCCCAUAGUCCGCAAGUUAUUCGCUUCUUCCCCAAAAGACCCUCGCUAUCAUAUGCUGUCUCACUUAUCAACCAAGUUUGACCUUGGCCACGAGGAUCAGACCCAUGAGCCCCGAGCUGCCCUAUUUCUCAAUAGAUUCACCCGCACCUUGACUGUCAUGUACGCGACAAGCGGCAUAGAGCAGAUCAUUGGCAUUUCGAGCGAAGCUAUGAAGGGGCGCAGUUUCUACUACUGCAUAGCCCCAAACUGUCUCGAGGAUGCCGUCCGCUGUCUCGAGUCGGCCAAAGGUAACGACUCGAUUGCGUACAUGCGCUUCUUCUUCCGAGACCCCCGUCAGGACGACUCACCAGAGGCUAGCUCAUCCGAGAGUGAGGACGAUAUCAUGACCGAUGUGACUAGCUCAGACGAAGAGUCUGAGGGUGGUGUGGGGCUUGGCACAUCAGGUGAUGCUAGUUCUAGACAGCCCUCCGUUGCAAACAACAGCACCAACGAGAGCGCAGAGCCGUCAGCCUCGCGCUCAAACUCAAGGGAAGAUCCAAGCUAUCGCUCAGCUGCCUCAGCCACUCACCAAGCAAUGUUUGGCGGCUCUGCGCUCCGCUCUUCCAUCUCGUCUGCGAGCUCGCCUCGUUCUGAGCCCCGUGAUGAACCCAUCGAACUCGAAGCUGUUAUAUCGUGCACCUCGGACGGGCUUGUCGUGUGUCUGCGUCGUGCGCGCCCAAUGUUGCCAGGCGCUAUGCCUGUUGCACAGCCAGCCCACCAGUACAAUGGUAUCUUUGCGGCUCCCUGGGCAACACAACCUGUGUUCCAUCCUGCACCGCCGCAGAUGCCUCACUACCCUCUAGGUGCGCGACACCCGGCCAUGGCACAUGCGGGAUCCUCGAUGGACUUUCAAAAUAGCUUCAUGAAGAGCAUCCGUGACGUUGCCGUCUUUGCUUGGGCACUUACUGGAAUCAACGGCAGCCUCGUCGACUAUGCUCGUGGUAAACCAGUAGGCGAGAGUCAGCCUCCAGAUGGCUUUCCUAUCUGGAAUCCAUUGCCAGAUCCAAACGGCUUCGGCGGGAAGCAAUUGUCUGUGGCCCCGUCAGGUUACGGGUCUGGGUCCAAUAGCUCCGCUAGCAAUGACCCAUUUGGGUUUGGGGACCCUGGUCGUUGAGAUCUUUGAUCGCCGCACAUGCACUUGAGUCGAUCCAAGCGCAUGUCACAGUAAUACGGGGUGCUUUGUCAUCGUGGACAUUACCGGCUUCAGUCUUUUUAUCCGACUGAAAAGAGAGACCAGACCAUCAUGUCAACAGGAGUCACGGUCAUGGCGUCUUGCUGGUACGUUAUGAAUCCACCCGAGCAAUU
Messenger RNA from Bipolaris sorokiniana ND90Pr, 1882 nucleotides. RefSeq lists its product as uncharacterized. Gene Ontology annotation, molecular function: protein binding. The coding region runs from base 198 to 1691 and encodes 497 amino acids. The transcript is spliced from 3 exons. The record is from RefSeq and is a predicted model, not a curated record. Lineage: Eukaryota; Fungi; Ascomycota; Dothideomycetes; Pleosporales; Pleosporaceae.